Eublepharis macularius is the source of this 4008-nucleotide messenger RNA. RefSeq names its product cytidine monophosphate N-acetylneuraminic acid synthetase (gene CMAS). The transcript has 8 exons. The coding region runs from base 25 to 1284 and encodes 419 amino acids. NCBI's taxonomy places the organism in Eukaryota, Metazoa, Chordata, Lepidosauria, Squamata, Eublepharidae. Gene Ontology annotation, molecular function: N-acylneuraminate cytidylyltransferase activity. The record is from RefSeq and is a predicted model, not a curated record.
AAUGUUCGUUGCCAGUCGAGCAGGAUGGCGGCCGCCGUUAGAGCGUCUUCGUCGUCUACUGUCGCGGUUCCCCAGCACUCAGGAGAUGCGGAGCGGUCUUCCACACAUAUGGCGGCGCUCAUUCUAGCCCGCGGCGGCAGCAAAGGGAUCCCACUGAAGAAUAUUAAGCUGCUGGCCGGAGUUCCGCUGAUUGGCUGGGUGUUGAGGGCAGCCCUCGACUCUGGCGUCUUCCAGAGCAUCUGGGUUUCCACCGACCACGAUGAAAUUGAGAAAGUGGCCAAGCAGUUUGGUGCCCAAGUCCACCGAAGAAGCUCCGAAGUAUCCAAAGAUUCCUCUACCUCUCUGGAUGCUAUUGUGGAGUUCCUUCAAUAUCAUGAUGAGGUCGACGUCGUAGGAAACAUCCAAGCCACCUCUCCCUGCUUGCAUCCCACGGAUCUCAUCAGAGUGGCCAAAAUGAUUCGAGAGGAUGGCUUCGACUCAGUCUUCUCUGUAGUAAGGCGGCAUCAGUUUAGGUGGAGCGAAAUCAAAAAAGGAGUCUGUGAUGUGACGAAACCCCAGAACCUGAAUCCGGCCAAACGUCCCCGGAGGCAGGACUGGGAUGGGGAACUGUACGAGAACGGGUCGUUUUACUUUGCCAAAAGAUCGUUGAUUGACAAAGGGUAUUUACAGGGUGGGAAAAUGGCUUAUUAUGAAAUGCGGGCUGAACACAGCGUGGAUAUCGAUGUGGACAUCGACUGGCCAAUCGCGGAGCAAAGAGUCUUGCGAUUUGGCUAUUUUGGAAAAGAGGCCCUGAAGGAGGUGAAGUUGCUGGUUUGCACCAUCGACGGAUGCCUGACCACCGGUCACAUCUACGUUUCCGAAGAUGGAAAAGAGGUCCUCUCUUACGACGUCAGGGAUGCUGUCGGGAUUCAUUUGCUACAGAAAAGGGGUGUUGAAGUGCGGCUGAUCUCUGAAAGAGACUGCUCGCUCAAGACCCUUUCCGCCAUGAAGCUGGGCUGUGCCGUAGAAGUCAGCGUGGCCAACAAGCUACAUAUCGUCGAGAAAUGGAGGAAGGAACUGAACUUGUGCUGGAAGGAAGUGGCGUACUUAGGAAACGAGGAAUCGGAUGUGGAGUGUUUAAAGAAAGCUGGAAUGAGCGCUGUCCCGGCCGACAGCUGCCCGGCUGCACAGAAAGCCACGAACUACAUUUGCAAAUGUAACGGUGGCCGUGGCGCAAUCCGGGAGUUUGCAGAGCACAUAUUCCUCCUCAUGGAAAAAGUAAAUUCAGCUGGGAAGAAACCAUGAUAAUACGGGCCUAAAGCUGCCGCUUCUCUUGGGGAUGGAAAAAACUGUCCCCUUAUUCUUUCCCUUUGCUGGUCUCUCUGUCGUUUACUUGGUUUUUGACAUUUCAGGAAUCCAAAGAACAUUACCAAGGACUGUGCAGCAUGAUAUAUUUUUCCCCAAGCACUUAAACGUUAAUUUCCAACUGCAGCCCCCCGCUAGUGCAAAAGCUGCCACCCGUCAAGCUGAUCCCAGGCAACGUAGCUUGAUGAGCCUUGUAAAAAGGUUAAGAAAUUGACAGCGCCAACGCCUGGCUUUUGAAAAGUGGUAAGUCUAUAAAAAUAGAACUAACUAAAGAUAAUUUUGGGUUUGUUUCCUGUUCAAAAAGAGCCAAAGGAGACGAUUGCCGGGUUUUCAUAUGAACCGAAGUUAUCGGCCGGGAUCAGACAUAACGUGAAACCACGGUUUAUUUGAACUAACAGCUGGAUUGUGAAACCUGAAUUCAGCACCGAAGGGAUCCCUCGUGUUUUGUUUUGCCUCGGCAAAUGGUGCUUUCAUUGCUUUCGUUCUACCCAGGUGUCUCUGUAACCAGGGAGCGGGCAAGGGUUUUAGUAAAGACCGGUUGCAAUUGCAUGAUUUAAAUUCUUCCAAAGUGAAAUUUUGCUUGAGAUUGCCAUGCAAGCCGUGGUUAAGCUAGAAUGUCUGUACUGAUACACAUCAUGUAAAAUCCUAGUUUGGUCUCUGAUUAAAUACACCAACCAUGAUUUGAGAUCCUGAUUUGGUGGCUGCUGAGUGGCCUGUGUUCAGACAACCACACUAACCAUGAUUAGUUUAAUUAACCCUUGGCUUCCAUUUAUGUCUAAACUGAAGGCUUCUUAAAGACUUUGGCAAGGGAGGCGAUAAGCGUUUUCACCCGAAAAGCCCUUUUAGAUUCCCGGCUUGAUGUGAAUCCCAGCAAACAGGACUUAGAACUGGGCGAGAGGAGAGACACCUUCAAAACCACAUAGGGUCUCUCAGCACCUCCUCUUUCCCCACCCCAGUUAAUCUAACUGGCUGAGCUUAAAAAGGCAAGAACCUUUCACAAUGGAAUAAUUAAAAAGCAAGAUCUCUGCCUCUUAGAGACGAGGCCUGCUGCCCUUAGAGGUGAGCCACGUACGCAUCACAAAAAUCACAUGAGACUCCACGAUGGUAUGUACCACUUCUCACUGAAGGUAGGGGGUGGUUGCAUUUUAACAUAUCCCAUAUUUUUUUAAAAAAAACUAGCACAUCAGGAGAAGACAUUUUUUUACUUAGCUUCUUUCCCUGAAGCACUAGUUUUCCAUAGGCAGGGAAAACUAAAAAAAAAAAUGGAGUGUUCAGUUGUGCAACACCUCCCUGAAGUGGUUCUGCUCUGUGCCGGUGCCCCUUGUUCCCACACCCACUCAUAUUGUUUGUUACUCCACUGCUGUGUCCCUGGCCACAGUUCUCAUUUUUUUGUGAUAUGUAUUUGCCAUCUCUGUGACUCUGCCUGCCUCGCAGGGCUGUUAAGGUGAUAGAAUAAUAAAGCCCCGUGUAUUCCAUUUGCGGCUCCUUGGAAGAAGGAUUGGAUAAGAGAAUUUCUCCAUUUGAUAUUUACUUCUAUGUCUAUACUUUUAGAGGGGGCAUCUCUCCUGCCCGUUGGUAAUGGUGGAAAAUAGGGAUUCAGGGUGGAUGUAAUGUCUGCAAUCUUGUUUUAUACUUUUUGAAGUUGCUAUUCUUUUUACUGCUUGUUGUAUCUUUCAAAAGGCAAUGAUAAUUUAUUUCCGUGGGCUGCUUGUCUUUUUGGGAGUUGGAAAAUAAUACUGUAGAGUUGCCUGUAAUUUUUGUAUGCCCUCAAUAUCGGUGAGUUAUGCAAUGCUGGAACUUUUCUUUCUGGAACAUGUUAGGUAGCAGCGCAAUCUGUGACUUGCCAUGUUGAAUACGGUCCGCUAGCCAGGUGCUUGAGUUCUAGGCAGGUAGAAGUGGGAGGUUUCCUCAAGUGAUGGGGGGAGCACAGUGAGUGGCUGGGGUGGAGAAGCUGCAUUUGGCUUGGUGGGUCACGAACCGCAGAAGUCUUGUGCACUUAAGUCUUAUUCCAUUCCUGUUGGAAAUGUGCAGACAUGCAAAUGCUUUGGAUUGCUUGCAAACGGAAGGCUGUAUUCAGACAAUACAGGAUACAUCAACUUCGAACUGAUAGCAUCUCUGAUUCCUAGGGGCAGGGGUGGGGCUUGACUUGGGGCAAAAACAAAUGAGAUGAAUACCCCAGCUCUCUUAUCAUGUAUAAAAUGCAAAUUGCAGCUCCACUUUGCAGUGGGGCCGUGUGGGGGAAAGGAGAGGGUGUCAGCCACUAGUCACUUUCACUAGCCCAUAUGGGGUUAUCUGCUUUAUCAUCAGUAUUUUAAAGGGGAAAUCAAGUUGUUUCCCCCCUCUUUUUAAAAUACGUAUAGCAAAGUUUGGAACCAGUUUUGAUUAACGAAACCAACUGGAGGUUGAAGGGUUAACCCCCCCCCCCCCACUCCAUUCCAUGUAGUGAUCCAAGGCAAAUUGAGGCUGCAUGACUGCAAUUGAUGGACCGACCCGGACUGUAUAAUCUUCAGUCUUUUUUUACCCUUAAAUACUCACAUUUGUGAUCAAUACUGAUGAAGACUUUACUUGAUUUAUUGUUGAUUAUUUAUGUGCAGAUAAUGAUUUACCAAUCUUAGGAUUGUUCGAGGUUUUUUUUCCAACUCAAGAAUAAAAAAUAAAACCCUG